This is a messenger RNA of Limulus polyphemus (Atlantic horseshoe crab), 7266 nucleotides long. RefSeq names its product collagen alpha-2(IV) chain-like. Gene Ontology annotation, cellular component: collagen trimer. The transcript has 39 exons. The record is from RefSeq and is a predicted model, not a curated record. NCBI's taxonomy places the organism in Eukaryota, Metazoa, Arthropoda, Merostomata, Xiphosura, Limulidae. Bases 194 to 5509 code for a protein of 1771 amino acids. Gene Ontology annotation, molecular function: extracellular matrix structural constituent.
UACUACCACGACAGGCACGAGGCAUUCUGCACAUGUGUAUGUCAUUUAAGUGUGCAUAAACACGGACUACUACAUAUGUAAGAAGUUGGGAUAUUCUUAGAGCUGAAAAAAAUCUUCAUCUCUAAAUUAGCCAUUAUUUUUAUGCCUUUUAACGUUCCUUCAACACAAGGGGCUAAGACUGAAAAGGUGUAGAAUGUCUAUAGGCCAGAGAUAUCGCGAGGUUUUUCAAGGCCGGAGAACAGCAACAAUUGCGAGAUAUGGAUCGUUUGUGAGAGUUAGUACAUGGUUAUGCCUUAUAUUCUUUAUUCUUAACAUCGUAGCAAUAAAAGCGAACAGAAGAGGCGACAUUGGAAUAAUCGACUGGAAUAGAAAUCAAAGUGUGAUUUGCAGAGGAAGAGACUGUAAAGGAUGCUACUGUGUCGGAGAAAAAGGGAACAGGGGCACACCAGGUUUACCAGGGCCAAGAGGUGUUCAAGGCCCAAGAGGUUUUGUAGGAAAGGAAGGAUUGCCAGGUGAUAAAGGAGAUAAGGGAGAACCAGGUGUUCAAGGGCUACGAGGUCCAAAAGGAGAUCGAGGGAUGAUGGGUAUGCCUGGAUUUCCAGGUAUUCCUGGUCCUCAGGGAUUGCCUGGUCCACCAGGUCUAAAAGGUUUGCCUGGCUUUGAUGGAUGUAAUGGAACAGAUGGUUUACCUGGCAAACCAGGCAGACCUGGUGAUCAUGGUCCUAUAGGGCCUCCAGGAGUUCCAGGCUCCAAAGGUCAGAAAGGUGAACCUGCCUCUGGGCGUUCAGGAUUAAAAGGUCAAAAAGGAGAACCAGGAAAAGAUGGAUUGCCAGGAUAUCCAGGUGGACCAGGGAAAGAUGGAGUUAGGGGUCCCCCAGGAGAACCUGGAUUAAGAGGACUGCCAGGAAUACGUGGGGAACCUGGAUAUCCAGGACUAAAAGGAGACCGUGAUGUUGAAAAAAUUGGACCUAAAGGAGAACCAGGAGAAAAAGGGAUCAGAGGCUCACCAGGUCCUCCAGCAUCAUGUCCUUCAGAAGUGAUUCGAAGGAACCAAACUUUUAUUGGAGCAAAAGGUGAAAAGGGAAUUCCUGGGCUUAAGGGUGACCGUGGAAUGAGAGGUGAAAGAGGUUUUCCAGGAUCUCCAGGUUUACCUGGACACCCAGGAUUACAAGGAAUAAAAGGAGAGAAAGGUUUACCAGGAAUUCCUGGACCAAAGGGUAGAGAUGGAUUUCCUGGAGCACGUGGACCACCUGGACUUAAGGGGGACAGAGGAGAGGAUGGAUUUCCUGGUGCUGAUGGACCACGUGGAUUGAAAGGAAAUCCAGGAAUACCUGGAGAUCCUGGACCUCGGGGACUACCAGGUCCUCCUGGACUUUCUUUGGGAGGAAAGGGAACACCUGGACCUAUAGGGCCUCCUGGACCUCGUGGCUUUCCUGGCCCACCUGGCUAUCCUGGAGAAGAUGGAAAAUCAGGAUCUGAUGGGCUUCCUGGGCUUCCUGGUCCACCAGGUGGAAUAGGUGUGCCUGGUUCUCCUGGAAUAGAAGGACCACCUGGUCCUAAAGGAAACAAAGGAUCCCCUGGACUUGAUGGGCUUAAUGGACGCAGAGGACCACCUGGUCUGCCAGGUGUACCUGGUCCAAAGGGUGAACCUGGAUUUAAAGGAGACUGUGGCAUAUCAGUUCCUGGUCCUAAAGGAAUGGAUGGUGCUCCAGGAUUGAAUGGAAUUCCUGGACAAAAAGGAGAGAGAGGGCCAAAAGGAGAAAGAGGGUUCCCAGGUGACUCACUUUUAGGUAUUCCUGGACCUCCUGGACUACCAGGACAAAAAGGAGAACCAGGUCUUGAUGGAAUUCCUGGCCGUAAUGGACGCCCUGGCUUGCCUGGUGUAAAAGGAGAACCAGGAAUUUGUAAUGACUGUCAACCAGGUCAGAAGGGUGAGAAAGGGGAACGAGGAUUGAUUGGAGCUCCAGGACUUACAGGUCUACGUGGGCCUGUUGGACCUCAUGGGUUUCCAGGAGAAAAAGGGAAUGAUGGACUUCCAGGUUUAAUUGGAUCACCUGGUGAAGAUGGUGAACAUGGGAUUCCAGGUCGUGAUGGUCAGAAGGGACAAAAAGGAGAACCUGCUUUUGUAAAAGGAGUCAUUGGACCAAAAGGUGAUAAAGGAGAUCAAGGACCACCAGGCCCAAUUGGAAACCCUGGACGUGAAGGACAACCUGGUGUCCAUGGACCACCUGGAUUUCCUGGUGUGAAAGGUGAUAAGGGAUUACAAGGACUCCCUGGAAAUGUGGGUCUUCGUGGUCCUCCUGGUCCUAUGGGUUUUCCUGGUCCAAAGGGAGAGUCUUCUGUAGGUCGACCAGGGCCACGUGGUGAAAAGGGAGAUCAAGGACUUCCAGGAAAUGUUGGUUAUAGAGGACCAAAAGGAGAAAGAGGAGUUCCAGGAGGGCCUAGUCGCCCUGGUCCUCCAGGAAUACCAGGUAGAGAUGGAGAAAAGGGUGAACCAGGUCCAGUUGGAUUUCCUGGAAAAGAUGGCUUACCUGGAAUUAAUGGCCUACCUGGAGAGGAUGGCUUACCUGGACUUCCAGGACCAAAAGGUUUUCCUGGCCCAAGUGGAGAAAAGGGAAAUCCUGGACGAUCUGGAGUACCUGGAGAGCCAGGAAUUGUUGGUCCACGUGGAAAUCCUGGCUUACCUGGACAACCAGGAUUAAAAGGUGAAAAGGGUAUACCAGGUUAUGGUCGUCCUGGUUCACCAGGUUUACCUGGCCCUAGAGGGCCUAAGGGGAGCAAAGGAUAUCCAGGGAGUGAGGGACAAAAAGGUGAAUGUGGCCUACCAGGAUUACCAGGUCCAAAAGGCCAACCAGGAGAGUUUGGCCUCCAUGGGCCACGUGGCUUUAAGGGGGACAAGGGGGAACCUGCAUUGGAAGGCUUACCCGGCCCUCCUGGACCUGCUGGACGUGAUGGAAUCAAGGGAGAGAAAGGAUAUGUUGGACCACCUGGUGUACAAGGGCCUCCUGGACGUCCUGGAGAAGUUGGAGAAAGAGGGUUGCCUGGUUUACCUGGACUUCCUGGAUUUGAUGGGCAAAAGGGAGAACCUGGUGUUCCUGGAAGAGAUGGGGUUGGAGUUCCUGGAUUAAAAGGUUACAAAGGAGAACCAGGGCUUCCAGGUCCACCUGGUGUCCCUGGACCACCUGGAAGAAAUGGAUUACCUGGAGUUAAAGGAGAUAAAGGUGUGAGAGGCUUUGAUGGUUUACCUGGACCUGAGGGACCAAGAGGAUUUGUAGGACCUAAAGGAAUUCCUGGAUAUCAUGGACUGCCUGGACCAAAAGGUGAACCAGGCUUAGCAGCAGCAAAGGGGGAAAAGGGGGAGCCUGGAUUACCUGGUAUUUUGGGACCACCCGGAGCUCCAGGGAGAGAUGGAUUUGAUGGAUUACCUGGUCAGAAAGGAAAUCAAGGUCCACAAGGAGUAGGACUGCCUGGACCUCGUGGACCAAAGGGAGACAGAGGUCCUACUGGGCCUCCUGGGAUUCGAGGAUUUGAUGGCCAGAAGGGUGAACCAGGGUUACCAGGCAUGCCAGGUGACAGAGGUUAUGAUGGAAAGCCUGGACCAAGAGGACUUCCUGGGCUACCUGGAAUUGAUGGGCCUCCAGGACCCCCUGGAAAACCUGGUGACAUUGGUUUGCCAGGGUUCCCUGGGCCAAAAGGAAUUCGAGGAGCACCUGGUAUACCUGGUUUAACUGGACCAAAAGGUGAUGUGGGACCACCAGGUAGAGAUGGUAUUCCUGGAUUGUAUGGCUUAAAAGGCAAUAAAGGUGAAAAAGGACUUCGUGGGUUUCCAGGACAAGGGUUUGGAGAAAAAGGUGACAGAGGUCCUCCCGGAACAGAAGGUUCAAAAGGAGAAAGAGGAAUUACUGGACCUCCUGGAUUUCCUGGUGAAAAAGGAGAUCGUGGCCCAAGAGGAUUAGAUGGACUUAUUGGGAAAGACGGACCUGCAGGAUUACCAGGAGAACCAGGACCUGUAGGUCCCAGAGGACCACCAGGUGAACCAGGCCAUUCAUAUCGAGGAGAACCAGGAAUUCCAGGUAAACCAGGUGAGGAUGGACUUCCUGGAAUUGAUGGAAGUAAAGGAGAGCCAGGUCGACCUGGUCUACCAGGACAGCGGGGAGAGCCUGGAGAUCCUGGAUAUGUGGGUCAUCCAGGUCCAAAGGGAGAUCUUGGCCCAUCAGGACCACCAGGACUGCCAGGAACAGGAUUUCCAGGCCCUAAAGGAAGUACUGGUUUCCCUGGAAUUCCAGGACAGAAAGGAGAUAAAGGAUUUGAAGGCCUUCCAGGACCCCCUGGUUUACCUGGAGUUUCAGGAAGACCAGGUUUGGAUGGAUUGCCAGGUGUAUCUGGAGAGAAAGGAGAUAAAGGUGAACGAGGAUUUCCUGGACAGCCUGGCUUACCAGGGUUAAAUGGAGAAAGAGGAUUUCCAGGACCACCUGGUCCUCGUGGCCCACCUGGACUCAAAGGAGAUAAAGGUGCAAAAGGAUCAAAGGGAAUAGUAAAAGAUGUUAUUAAAGGUAUGAAAGGAGAACCAGGUCCACCAGGUGUCCCUGGACGAAAAGGUGAAAGAGGACUACCAGGAAGACCAGGCAUUCCAGGUGUGAAAGGUGAUUCUGGACAACCGGGUCUUGUAGGCCUUCGGGGUUUUCCAGGGCCUGAAGGAAUGAAAGGAAAUCCUGGUUUACCAGGACUACCAGGAAUACGAGGUUAUCCAGGUGAAAAAGGUUCACAAGGACCCCCAGGUCUACCAGGGAAAGGUUAUGGAGAUUACCUGAUGGGUUUUCUUCUGGUUAGACACAGUCAAUCUAUUAGUGUUCCUCAGUGUCCACAGGGUAUGCCCAAAGUUUGGGAUGGAUAUAGCCUUUUGUAUAUUGAAGGCAAUGAAAAGUCACAUAAUCAGGAUCUGGGUUAUGCUGGUUCCUGUUUAUCCCGUUUCAGUUCCAUGCCAUUCCUUUUCUGUGACUUCAACAACGUUUGCAAUUAUGCAAGUAGGAAUGACAAAUCUUAUUGGUUAUCAACAACUGCUCCUAUUCCUAUGAUGCCGGUUUCAGAGAAUGCUAUUCGACAGUACAUUAGUCGUUGUGUGGUUUGUGAGGCACCAGCUAAUGUUAUUGCUAUCCAUAGUCAGUCACUUCAAGUCCCAGAUUGCCCUCAAGGCUGGUAUAACCUGUGGAUAGGCUACAGUUUUGCUAUGCACACAGCAGCUGGAGCAGAAGGAGGAGGUCAAUCACUUUCUAGUCCGGGAAGUUGUCUGGAAGAUUUUCGGGCUACUCCAUUCAUUGAAUGUAAUGGAGCUCGGGGCAGUUGCCAUUAUUUCGCUAAUAAAUUCAGCUUUUGGUUGACAACUGUGGAUUCAAAAGCUCAAUUUGAAAGACCAUUGAGUGAGACUCUUAAAGCAGGAAAUCUGAGAACUCGAGUUAGCAGGUGUGCAGUUUGUAUAAAGAGACCACAUAUUAGCCAUGAGUUUUCAUAAAUAGUUUAGGUUCCAGUGAUUUUUUUGUUUUUGUUUUAGGAUUCUGACAAUUACAAAAAUUUUUUAUCACAAACAUUUGUUGAAGAGUUCUUUAAAUUAAAAUGUGUAAGAGCCAAAAUAAUUUUUUUAGGUACUAUAUUUUUAGGAAUGAUAUUAAUGUUGAACGUUUUGAAGUCCAUUGGACUUAUGAGGUCUGUCCAGUAUUCUGGGGGUCCCCAUAUUAGUUUAUUAUUUCUCAACUAGCCACUAAUUAAAAAUCUAUUCACUGAUGGGUAUUAUUCAAUAAGUAUAAUAAUUUCUUACUUAUGUUGUUCUGUAAUAAAAAGUUUUAGAUAUUAAACAAAUCUCACAACUAAUUAAAAAAAAUACAAAGAUUAUAAUGAAAUUACAUCUUUUAAAGAGGAUAUUUCCUUGAAUAAUGUCUACUUAAGUCUCAUAAAAUAAGAAUAAUAUAGUUAUUUCUCAAAAAUUUUACAAUUGUUCUCUCAAAAGGGGAAACUGAGUAAUCAGUUGUGGUUCUAGUUUAAGUUGUAUUUACAGUUCAAGGCUUGGUUGAAACCAGUGCUUAUAAAUUAUUGAUAACAAUACUACAGUAUUUCAGUAUUAUGCUUUUAAUGCCAUAUUUCCUAUUUUAUUAAGCAUUAAUAGAUACUGGACAACAUUACAUUAAAUUUAUUAUGGUAUUCAUAAAAUAUGUCACUUGGCUGACAUUAAGUGAACAGUGGUAGCUACAUCAUAGCUCAUUUUACCAUAGUACUCAAACAGAUUGUUCUGAUAAGUAUAUAGUUGGUUAGUAUGGAUUUUAUCUGUGUAAUCAGAGCUCAUGGGAAAAAGGAUCAUAAACUUUAAGUGCAGCAAAUGAACAUUCUUAACUAAAGGAGUUCAUCAGAUUCUAGCAUAUCACAGGUUUGUUUAUGAUUUUGUAUCCUCAACUAUGAAACUUAGACACUUCAACUCUUGGUAAAUUUGGUAUUCCCGACUCAUUGUGGUCAUUAUAGAAUAAAAUUAUAAGAAAAUGGCAGCCACUUUAAUUUUCAGAUUUUAUUUCCUAUUGCCAAAACUUUAAAAAUAUUGAUAAGAGAAAAAAGAAUGAAUGAAAUUGAUUCUUGUUAUUAGACGUGUUUUAGACUUGCAUUGUUUCACUAUGGAAAGUAGUCAUUUUACUUUGUUAUUUUACACAUGUGUCAAAACUUCACAUUUUAUUCUUGUACUGAACUUAACAGGCUUUAUUGCUAGAUCUUAUUUGUGGAUAAACUUCAACUUUUAUUACAAAAUUAUGUUUCUUUUCAGAUUUAUUACACAUCAUAAGCCCUCUAAUAUUUGAAAAUAAAAGUGCUCUUAUAUUCUUAAAAUAUAAUUGAAUGUAGAUUGAUUUCAUGAAUGAUCAAUAAUUGUGUGUUAAGAUUCUUUAAACAAAAAAAGACUGUGAGCUUAUUUUGAUUGUAUGUUUUUAUUUGUCUCCUAUCAAAUUUGAUGGUGCUUAUUGAUAUGAAUUUGAGUAAAGUUUUUGUUUGAAAAUAAUGAUGAAUAACAGUUCAAAUACUUGUAUUACUUUAACGUUUUUGUGUUAAGCAUACAUAUAUGUUGAUAUUUUGAAGAAAAAAAUUAUGCCAUUUUGUAUAAUGGUUUCUGUGUUUCAUUACUAUGUAUUACUUUUGGAUAUUUACAACAGUUUUUUAUACAAAGACAACAAUGAUUGUUUAUGUGCUGUAUAAAUUAUGAUUUCUAGAACCUUUACAUCAAAGUUUCUUUUUAUA